Molecule: messenger RNA, 855 nt
Organism: Musa acuminata subsp. malaccensis (wild Malaysian banana)
Lineage: Eukaryota; Viridiplantae; Streptophyta; Magnoliopsida; Zingiberales; Musaceae
Product: AP-2 complex subunit sigma
Biological process (GO): protein transport; clathrin-dependent endocytosis
Cellular component (GO): intracellular membrane-bounded organelle; AP-2 adaptor complex
Molecular function (GO): clathrin-cargo adaptor activity
Source: RefSeq, a predicted model, not a curated record
UUACGAGCACCGGUCACCAAAUUAGAAAUUGAUCGAACGAGAAUCGACCAUCGGGUCAAGGCGAAGAAAGACGCAUCAACUUUUCCUCUCCUGCGCUCUCUCCGGCGACGACGAGAUGAUCCGGUUCAUACUGCUCCAAAACCGGCAGGGCAAGACGCGGCUGGCCAAGUACUACAUCCCCCUCGAGGAAUCUGAGAAGCACAAGGUCGAAUACGAGGUUCAUCGGCUGGUAGUCAACAGGGAUCCCAAAUACACCAAUUUUGUCGAGUUCCGCACGCACAAAGUUAUUUACAGAAGAUAUGCAGGACUCUUCUUUUCAAUGUGUGUUGAUAUCACUGAUAAUGAGUUAGCAUACUUGGAGUGCAUCCAUUUAUUUGUGGAGAUUCUUGAUCAUUUCUUCAGCAAUGUCUGUGAGCUUGAUUUGGUAUUCAACUUCCAUAAGGUAUAUCUCAUAUUGGAUGAGUUUAUUCUGGCUGGGGAGAUUCAAGAGACGAGCAAGAGGGCAAUUAUUGAGAGAAUGGGAGAGUUGGAAAAGCAAGAAUAAGAAUUUGGUUCGUGAAAUCGGGGCCCCAAAGCUUCGGUUUUGUACCUUCAUUAAUUAGUUCAUGCCAGAGGACAGUAAUUUUUUUGCUAGUUUGUGCUAUAAGAUACUACAUGCCUGUUUAUCGUCACCUAUUAUUGGAGAAUAAUAGUCCCUUCGUACGGUGGACUAUGAUAUGCCCAUGCAGCAAGUACUGUAGUUGUUGCCCCUUUGGAUUGAUUAGUGUCAAAUGUUUGAAGUGUGCCUCUUGAACCCGUUUGUAUUUUAUCAGUCAAAAUGUUGCUCCAAAUGCUGAUGCGUCGUUUCUUUUGCAA